This is a messenger RNA of Saimiri boliviensis boliviensis (Bolivian squirrel monkey), 1340 nucleotides long. Lineage: Eukaryota; Metazoa; Chordata; Mammalia; Primates; Cebidae. The record is from RefSeq and is a predicted model, not a curated record.
CGGCCCCCAGUUUACGCCUGCGCGCUGCGUCCAGCCAAUCAGCGACGUGCCCAGCUGAGGCCAGACGGGCGUUUCUUCAGCGCGAAUCUCGGCUUGCCUCAGAAGCGUCGCGGCUAGCGGGUGCUUGGGGCGAGGUGUGCGGGUGGCGGAGCGGAGGGGGAAGCCGGUCGGAGAGACCGGUAACCGGUCCGGCCCUUGCGGUGUGUUUCAGUCAGGAAGCAGCUAGAUAUGGUGUCCUCCAGAAAAAAGCCUUCCAGGAAAUCUGGGAAGCCAUCCAUGGAAGAUCAGUUUACCAGAGCCUAUGACUUUGAGACUGAAGAUAAGAAAGAUCUGAGUGGUUCAGAGGAAGAUGUUAUUGAAGGGAAGACUACAGUCAUUGAGAAACGUAGGAAGAAAAGAUCUUCUACAGGAGUAGUUGAAGAUAUGGGAGGUGAAGUACAGAAUAUGCUGGAAGGAGUUGGAGUUGACAUUAACAAGGCUCUUCUUGCCAAGAGAAAGAGACUAGAAAUGUAUACCAAGGCUUCUCUCAAAACUAGCAACCAGAAAAUUGAACAUGUUUGGAAAACACAACAAGAUCAAAGGCAGAAACUUAACCAAGAAUAUUCUCAGCAGUUUCUGACUUUGUUUCAGCAGUGGGAUUUAGAUAUGCAGAAAGCUGAGGAACAAGAGGAAAAAAUACUUAAUAUGUUUCGACAGCAACAAAAGAUUCUUCAACAAUCUAGAAUUGUUCAGAGCCAGAGACUGAAAACAAUUAAACAGUUAUAUGAGCAGUUCAUAAAGAGUAUGGAAGAGUUGGAGAAGAAUCAUGAUAAUCUACUUACUGGUGCACAAAAUGAAUUUAAAAAAGAAAUGGCUAUGUUGCAGAAAAAAAUUAUGAUGGAAACUGUAAGUGAUCAUAUUAAAAUUGAAAAAAUAAAGAUUAAUAUAAGCAAUGAAAUAUUUUAUUUGCUGAAAUAGGUAUAACACUUAACUAAAAAUUAAACAAAUGUUUAAUAUCUCCUUCCAUGAAACAGCAGCAGCAAGAGAUAGCAAGUGUUCGGAAGUCUCUUCAAUCCAUGUUAUUCUGAUGACUCUUUGAAGAAAGAACUUGAACCUAAGUAAUAUGAUACAAUUAUAUUAGCUAAGAAGCAUAGUGUAAGUCUUUAGUAGCUUAAUUAUAACAUCUUUAAUAAUAAAUCUGUUUCAUUGUAAGACUUCUGUUUCUGUUAAGUCAAAUCUAAACAGUUAUGUGAGUUAGCAACUACUCCUAAAGAAUAUGUAUUGAGUUUUCAGCUCUUUAGUAAUGAUAGUGAAUUUUUCUCUCUUAACACUGUCAAUUAAAUAAAGACAAUUUAAUUUUA